Centropristis striata (black sea bass) is the source of this 1084-nucleotide messenger RNA. It is a transcript of the gene dusp22b, whose product is annotated as dual specificity phosphatase 22b. Gene Ontology annotation, molecular function: protein tyrosine/serine/threonine phosphatase activity. The record is from RefSeq and is a predicted model, not a curated record. Gene Ontology annotation, biological process: protein dephosphorylation; transforming growth factor beta receptor signaling pathway; positive regulation of JNK cascade. Lineage: Eukaryota; Metazoa; Chordata; Actinopteri; Perciformes; Serranidae. Gene Ontology annotation, cellular component: cytosol. The transcript has 7 exons. Bases 205 to 780 code for a protein of 191 amino acids.
CGGCAAAACCACAACUCCCAGCAUCCAGCGCGGCUAGCCUGGGAAGCAGUGCUCGGCUCGCUCGGACGCGGAGCUGCUGCAGUUGCAGCCCUACAGCGGGUUUGGGAAGCCGUCAAGCCGCUGCAUAAGCAUUUUUUAAAACAACGAGGAAACACAGCGUGGCGUUUUUUUCCCACAGUUAUCUCUCAGAGGGGAUCUUUCACCAUGGGGAAUGGCAUCAAUAAGGUCCUGCCUGACUUGUACUUGGGAAAUUUCAAAGAUGCCAGGGACCGAGAACAGUUAGCCAGAAACAACAUCACACACAUCCUGUCCAUUCAUGACAGUGCAGCUCCCAUCCUCCAGGAGAUGACCUAUCUCUGCAUUUCAGCAGCUGACCUGCCCACACAAAACCUGACUCAGCACUUUAAACAGAGUAUAAUGUUCAUGCACGAGUCCCGUCUGAAAGGAGAAGGCUGCCUCGUUCACUGUUUGGCAGGUGUGUCCCGCAGUGUCACGCUGGUGGUGGCUUACAUCAUGACGGUGACAGGGCUUGGCUGGCAGGACGCCCUGGCUGCAGUGAGGGUGGCCCGGCCCUGUGCUGGACCCAACCUGGGCUUUCAGCGCCAGCUCCAGGAGUUUGAGGCUACUCAAGCUGAACAGUUCAGAGAAUGGCUGCAGAAGGAAUAUAAGGACAACCCCUUCAAUGAUGAGGCAGAACUACGUGACUUGCUUGCCAGGGUGUCGAAGGUCAAUGGAGAGGAGAUGGAAAAACAAGCAUCUACCCCACCUGGAAGUAUCUGAUCAGAAGUUUUGAUGAGUUAUUGUGCCACUCAGCCUGGAGGAUUACAUCACCAUGUGAUGCUACAGUCUUCUGGACCUAUCUGGAAGUUUGAGUUGCUUCAGAUUGGACUACUGCCAGCAUAUUUAUUUGGUGAUAAAUGUCAUGGACAUAAUCACUGGAAGAGACAAUUAAUAUGUAGAGCACAUAUUAUUAUUUUUUAGUUUUGGUUGAUGUUUAAGGUGCUGUUUUUUAUUUAUGAAUGUUGUGUUAUUUUGUACUGUGUCAUGAUGAUUUCAAAUGGUGAAAUAAAAGAGGUAAAGUCAA